Messenger RNA from Zymoseptoria tritici IPO323, 556 nucleotides. RefSeq lists its product as uncharacterized. Gene Ontology annotation, biological process: mitochondrial electron transport, ubiquinol to cytochrome c. The transcript has 4 exons. The record is from RefSeq and is a predicted model, not a curated record. Lineage: Eukaryota; Fungi; Ascomycota; Dothideomycetes; Mycosphaerellales; Mycosphaerellaceae. The coding region runs from base 80 to 412 and encodes 110 amino acids.
CGGCCACAGUAUCCUCGAAUUGCGACCGCAGAUCGCCUUCAGAUACAGCCCUCUCUCGCGACAAAUUGCGACCAACACGAUGCAGCCUACACUCGCCCGCAUGGUUGGUGGAGGAUACUUGGGAAAGGAUGGACGAAGUGGAGUGACGCCAUGGAGACAACCCGUUACAUACGAGACGUUCCGUAGCAAGUAUGGACCUCAGUACAAGAUCCCAUACACCUUCUACGGCAUCACUACGCAGCACAUUCUCCGCGCCGGACAACUUGCGGGUGGUUUCGGUCUGGCCGCCGGCAUCUUCGCCAUCUACUUCUUCGACGGCAUUCCCAAGGUCCAGAGAGACAUCCUCGACAAGGUCCCUUUCAUUCGAAGCUUCUACAACAAGGAGAUCCCGCCAGAGGACAACCCGUUCUAAGCGGAUCGCAUCGCAUGAGCUGGAGAGAAGUGGCUGUAAAUAAGAGCAUGGCGCGUGUACUCUAGACGGAUCACAAAAGUCAACACCUUCAAAAGAACCACCUUCCAAAGAUAAGACCAUCAAUCAAUUCUAUGAUCGACCUAC